Entelurus aequoreus (snake pipefish) is the source of this 3239-nucleotide messenger RNA. RefSeq names its product O-sialoglycoprotein endopeptidase-like 1 (gene osgepl1). The transcript has 7 exons. The coding region runs from base 188 to 1411 and encodes 407 amino acids. Gene Ontology annotation, cellular component: mitochondrion. The record is from RefSeq and is a predicted model, not a curated record. Gene Ontology annotation, biological process: tRNA threonylcarbamoyladenosine modification. NCBI's taxonomy places the organism in Eukaryota, Metazoa, Chordata, Actinopteri, Syngnathiformes, Syngnathidae.
UAGCGAUCAGUUCAAAACAUGGAGACGAGCAAGAAGAUGCGGUCCACAGAUUCAGAAAAAAGAAAAACUAGCUUCUCCUUUCUAGUUGUCAGUCUUAUAUGGAAAUUUUAGUAACACUAAGAAGUUAGAUAAUACUUUCUCAGUUCCUUGUUAGCGUUGGCUAAAAUGUACGCCUGUUAGUGUUACCAUGUUCUCUUUAAAGACAAAACAUAUACACAGUCUGCUUCAAUAUCAACACUCAUGGAGAUGCCUUGCUCUAGGGAACUCCGGCUCACGACUAGUUUUGGGCAUUGAGAGCAGCUGCGAUGACACUGGAGCUGCUGUUCUCGAUGAGACUGGUGCUGUGCUGGGGGAGGCUCUACACACACAGAAAGAGGUGCAUCUUAGGACAGGAGGUAUCAUUCCCACCGUGGCACAAAAGCUUCAUCUGGAACACAUCGAGCAUGUGGUCAAGGAGGCUUUGCAGAGGAGCGGUGUGGACCCAAGCCAACUGUCGGCUGUAGCCACCACAGUGAAGCCAGGCCUAGCGCUAAGCUUGGGCGUUGGUCUUGAGUUCAGCCAGAGGUUCGUUAGACAGAACAACAAGCCUUUCAUCCCCAUCCACCACAUGGAAGCCCAUGCCCUGACUGUCCGGAUGUUACAGCCAGUUUCUUUCCCAUUCCUGGUCUUGCUCAUCUCUGGUGGUCACUCCCUUCUUGCUGUAGCUCGCGGAGUGGACGACUUCCUUCUUCUUGGCCAAAGUCUGGAUGCAGCUCCUGGUGAUACACUGGAUAAAGUAGCAAGGCGUUUGUCACUCAUCAAACACCCAAAGUGCUCUACACUGAGUGGAGGACAAGCGAUAGAGCUUCUGGCGAAGGACGGUGACCGGAUGAGGUUUCCUUUCAAGACACCUAUGGGACAAAAUUACGACUGCUGCUUUUCUUUUGCUGGUCUUCGAAGUCAAAUUAACAUGACAAUAGUGAAAAAAGAAGCAGAGGAAGGCAUUGAACGUGGAACUCUGCUGUCAUGUGUGAGUGAUAUUGCGGCGGCAACACAGCACACAGUUGCCUGUCAUCUGGCAAAGCGUACACAUCGAGCCAUCUUGUUCUGCAAGGCUAAUGGACUGCUACCCUCACUCUGUCCCACAUUGGUAGUGUCUGGAGGAGUUGCUAGCAAUCAGUACAUACGCAAGGCACUGAGCAUCAUCACCGAGGCAACUGGCGUUUUUCUGCUCUGCCCUCCCGCCAAAUACUGCACUGACAAUGGAGUGAUGAUUGCAUGGAACGGUGUUGAGCGACUCCGGGAAGGGAGGGGCAUACUGCUUCCACAUGCAGACAUAGGCUAUGAGCCAAAAGCACAACUGGGUGUUGACCUAACAGCAGAAGUGAAGGCAGCAGCUAUUAGGUUACCGUCGGUCAAGAUGAAAAUCUGAUUAUCACAGCACAAAUAAAAUCAGUCAUAUAUACAUUGUGUAAGGUUUCCCCGAUCCGAUAUUGAUAUCAGCAAAAAAAAAAGCAUCUGAUUGUGUAUGAAUGUUCUUAUUCAUCUAGAUCAUUUUAAUCUCAGGGCAUUCAAUCGAUCACAACUGGACUGUUUGGUUGUCUUAGAAGACGUUUCGCCUCUCAUCCGAGUAGGCUUCAUCAGUUCAUGCUCAUGCACUUAGAUUGGUCAGAUCUAGUCUCAGACUUAGAUUGGAUAGAUUUAGUCUAGCGGCUGGUGCCAAUACCUCAGUAGGCUUCAUCAGUUCAUGCUCAUAGACCGAUAGGUCAAAUCUAGUCUUAGACUGAGAUUACAUUGACUUGCAUUUAAAAUAUCCGAUAUUAGCUCUGAUACAAAGUCAUGCAGCGUGCUCACUUGUGCUAGAGAGCCAGGUAACAUCUAAAUAUCCUCCAAUAGGCACACAAAGUUGGUAUUUUCUUGUAUUCUAGUCAAUUCAUGUACUAAAGGUAAACAUUGUAGGCUAUCGGCUACUAGGAACGAGCAGCUACACAACAGCUAAGCACACAACUAGACAUAAUAAAGGUAUUUAAUUGAACAAAAUUGCAAUUUAAAGGGGUCCUAUUAUGCAAAACCAAUUUUUCUUACCUGUUGGCACUUGUUUUGUCUAUUAGGGAUCCUCAUGAAUCCCAAAAAUUUGAAAUCAAACCAUGGAGAAGAUGUUUAUAACAGAAGCUUGUUUUCUUUAAAAUUUGAUACUUACAAGUGACAUAUUGUGCCUUAGUUACGUCAGCGAAUAUCUUCACUUAUGGUAGAGUUUUACCCAAAGAGCUUUGUGUGAGUUUGUACAUUUUUGGUCAGUUGUAGUCAAUAAGUUCCUUCUUUUUCUCUAUCCUCUUGUGGCCCGACUGGCUUGUACGUGCCCAUGCAUGCUAAAAUUAUCCGCUGUUGCCAAUUGUAAUAAAAAGUAGCGUUUAGUUCGGUCUUAUAUCUGUGAGUAGACUCGAUAUGAAAGCGCUAAAAACUACAACAUGGCUGACGGGGUGGGGACAAAGUCGAAGGGGGCUUGGCUUGGUGGAGGGCUUUAGCACGUAAAUAAGACCGCCCACAAAACGACGCAUUAUGAAGAAACAGUCGGAAAGCGGCUUCAAGAUGUUAUGUAAAACAAAAUCUGUGCAACAUUUUGACCCAAAUACAUUGCAGACCAAAAAGAAGUGAUUUAAAUGUAGAAAAGAAAAAUCAUAUGACACCUUUAAAACACUGUAUUAAACAAAUAAUUCUAGCUGCAUAUUACUUACACAGACAAAGUUUCCAAGGCAGAAGCAUAUUAGAAAGUAUCCAUCUCACUUUGACAUGGCCAUUAAGUGUCGCCAAAAAUUACCAGUCCACAUAAAUUUAAAGACCGCCUAAGUCAAUUUCAGACGGAUAAUAAUAAAUAGGUUAGUGUUUUUCAGACCUACCAUUUCUGUUUGAGUCAUUUCCCUUGAGUAAACCUUUUCUCACAUGUUACAAUACAGAAUAAGUAUGUAUGAUUCCUGCUGAUAUAGUAUCAGAUCAAUACCUGCCAAAACUCAAAGCUGCAAUAUCAGUAACGUAUCAGAAUUUAAAAAGUUGUAUCCCCCCCCAAAACUGCAUAUACACUGUGUGUAUGAAACUGUAUACCAGUAAAUAAAACAGAUGUAAUGACUACCUGUUCAAAAUGUUCAACUGUUUAUUUCAUGCAUUGUCGUUCCGUGUAAUACUUUCUUCCUUUUCUGGCAUUUUGUCCGAUAUGACAUUUUUCAAUAUGAAAAAAUUAAUCCAUGCUGUAUAACGUAUAGGGU